UCCCGACUCGUUUUCCACAUAAUGUGGGGCGCGCGUUCUCUGCGCGGCGGAGUGCUUCCUACAGCAAUAGCCGCUUGACUGAAAGGGGGAACCCGGCUCCCUUUUCGUCCUCUACUCCCUUAGGAUCAAGAGGAGUUUGCAUGCAAAAGGUGGUUUAUCGCGGCAAGCCAUGGAGGGACUUGCCUAAAGAGGAUCCGACAUAAUUGAAGAGUUUUUCAUUAUUUUUACUUUUUUGGGGGGAGGGAGGGGGUCAUCUUCCCAGAACUUUACUUUUCCAUCACCAUGGCUGAGAAGCUUGGACCAGCCGGAGUUAAGUCCGCCAACAUCCGAACUGCUCCCUCACUUCCCCCUGAGCCCAUCGACAUCAUCCGCACCAAAGCCCGCUCCCGCAGAGUCCGCCUUAAUGUUGGGGGUCUGAACCAUGAAGUCCUGUGGCGCACCCUAGACCGGCUACCCAGGACCCGACUUGGCAAGCUUCGAGAGUGCAACAGCCACGAGUCUCUGAUGGAAAUCUGUGAUGACUACAGCCUGAAUGAGAAUGAAUACUUCUUCGAUCGGCACCCGGGGGCCUUCACCUCCAUUUUGAACUUUUACCGCACAGGCAAGUUACACAUGAUGGAGGAGAUGUGUGCACUUUCAUUUGGCCAGGAGUUAGACUACUGGGGGAUUGAUGAGAUCUACCUGGAGUCUUGCUGCCAGGCCCGUUACCACCAGAAAAAAGAGCAGAUGAAUGAGGAGCUGCGGAGGGAGGCAGAGACAAUGAGGGAGAGGGAGGGAGAGGGAGAGUUUGAUAACACCUGCUGCCCGGACAAGAGGAAGAAACUGUGGGAUCUCCUGGAGAAACCCAACUCCUCAGUGGCUGCCAAGAUUCUAGCCAUCAUAUCAAUACUAUUUAUCGUCCUCUCCACCAUCGCACUUUCUCUCAACACUUUACCAGAGCUCCAGUACACAGACGAGUUUGGCCAUCCCAAUGAUAACCCCAACCUGGCCCAUGUGGAGGCUGUGUGUAUUGCCUGGUUCACCAUGGAGUAUCUCCUUCGCUUCCUCUCUUCUCCUAAUAAGUGGAAGUUCUUCAAAGGCCCCCUUAAUGUCAUUGACUUGCUGGCCAUUUUACCCUACUAUGUCACCAUUUUCCUAACAGAGUCCAACAAGAGCGUGCUCCAGUUCCAAAAUGUGCGCCGCGUGGUGCAGAUAUUCAGGAUCAUGAGAAUACUGAGGAUCCUGAAGUUAGCCAGACACUCCACAGGGCUCCAGUCUCUAGGAUUUACUUUGAGGAGGAGCUACAAUGAGCUGGGGCUACUUAUCUUAUUUCUUGCCAUGGGCAUCAUGAUAUUUUCCAGUUUGGUAUUCUUUGCUGAAAAAGAUGAAGAUGCCACCAAAUUCACCAGUAUUCCUGCCUCAUUCUGGUGGGCCACCAUUACAAUGACUACAGUGGGCUAUGGUGACAUUUACCCACAGACUUUACUUGGAAAGAUUGUGGGUGGACUUUGCUGUAUUGCAGGUGUGCUUGUCAUUGCCCUACCAAUCCCCAUUAUUGUCAACAACUUCUCUGAAUUCUACAAAGAGCAGAAGAGGCAGGAGAAAGCCAUCAAGAGAAGGGAGGCCCUGGAGAGAGCCAAAAGGAAUGGUAGCAUUGUGUCAAUGAACCUAAAAGAUGCCUUUGCUCGUAGUAUGGAGCUGAUGGAUGUGGUGGUAGAUAAAGGAGAGGACAAGACCUCCCUUGACAACCACCUGUCGCCUAGCCGCUGGGGCAGCAAUACCAGGCAUGCCUCCUCUGAAACCAAUCUGAAAUCACCUGAUAAAAGAAAUCUGGAGUUUCUGUCGCAAAGUUCCCCCCAUCGUAUAACAAUCACCACAACUGGAAGUCCACAGCGGAUAUCCAGGACCCCACAGCACCUUGAUGUUCAGAAACUAGAGGAGUUCUACAACCAGAUGACCAAGUCACAGUCCUUCAGCAAUCUCAACACUACAGGCUCCAUGAGCACUCUGAGCACAACUAUGACUGCCCCAGCAUCACCGAAGAAAUCCCAUAGCUCUGAAUUUGCAUUAAAAGAGGAGGUGGAGCUGGAGAUGAAGGAGGUCCAGCCAGAAAACUUUGGAAGCCAUUCAGCGGGCAUCAAAAAACAGGGCUCAUACUCAGGCGAGGAUGAUGCUAGGCCAUGUCGGAUCACACAUCCCAGAGCCCCACCACCUCUUGAUCUUAGCUUACUGGGGGUCAGUGAUGACCAGAGGUUUCUUAAAGAUGGUCUCUAUGAGUCCAUCAAAGCAAAUGAUGAAUCAGAGCUCUACAUAGAGGAAGGGGAGAGCUUCAACAGUGCUGUGGAGAAUAUCCGGAGUUCUCCAAGACGGAAUAAUCCUCUUAAAAUAAAAGGGUUGAAGGUCAAUUACACUAAAACCUGUGCUGAAGGCCCUCUAACACCACCCAGCACUACCUCUCCUGGAGACAUCAGCUCUAGCAUCCUGGAAGAUGAGUCUCCAGUGGGAGAGACAUCACCACUCAUCCCCAGUUCAGGCGGGCUUCUUCCAAUCACAAUGGAAGACACCUGCCAUCUGGCCCCUAAGAGACUGGUGGUGGACACCCCACCAGGGGAUGAAGAUCAAUCCACAGAGAACCAUGAAGAGAAGCAUCUGAUGGAGGUGGCGGGAGCGGCAGUUGCACCAUUGUCACCCAAGACAGCAGCACAAAAUUGCACCCAAGGUGUGGUUGGGGCAGGUGAGGAGGUUAAAGCUGACAGCAACCAAAGUGGACACAAAGUAGAGAACCACAUGUUUACAUCCGAUAUCCACCUGAUACCCGGGGAUGGCAGCCUCUCUCCAACAUGUGAAACCAGCAUGUGAAUGUAAGGAAUACUUUGAGGGACAACAGACCUACCAUAACCUCAGCCUGGAGUCUGGGAGAGCAGGGAG
Archocentrus centrarchus (flier cichlid) is the source of this 2907-nucleotide messenger RNA. RefSeq names its product potassium voltage-gated channel subfamily B member 2b (gene kcnb2b). Gene Ontology annotation, biological process: action potential; potassium ion transmembrane transport; protein homooligomerization. Gene Ontology annotation, cellular component: dendrite; membrane; neuronal cell body. The record is from RefSeq and is a predicted model, not a curated record. Bases 283 to 2838 code for a protein of 851 amino acids. Lineage: Eukaryota; Metazoa; Chordata; Actinopteri; Cichliformes; Cichlidae. Gene Ontology annotation, molecular function: protein binding; delayed rectifier potassium channel activity. The transcript has 3 exons.